GGGGCGGGCCGGGGGCGGUGCGGCCGGGCUGGGGCUGCCGGGGGCGGCGGAGCGCGGAGCACACGGUGGGGUCCGCACCAUGGGCUGCGGCUGCUGGCGGCUGCUGGGUCUCGUCUGCCCGCUGCUCCUGCAGCUCGUCGUGAGCCAGGAGCCCGUCAGCAUGGCCGGGAAGUGUGACACCAUCUACAAGGGCUUCGCCAGCUGCCUCCUCAGCCUGGGGGAGAGCAUGGCCCAGAGCGUCCGGCAGCAGCGGGAAGAGGGAGACGAAGGGGCUCAGGAGCUGGACAACAUCUGCAGGUCCUGGGACGACUUCCAUGCCUGCGCCAACGAGGCGCUGUCGAGCUGCCCCGAAGAUGCCGCGGCCAUCUGGGAGUCGCUGCGGCAGGAGUCCCGCAAGAUCCAGUUCGAGGGCAACCUGCAGGAGCUGUGCAGCACCCGCAGCCGCCUGGCCAGCGCCCGCGGCUCACCGCCCGCCGAGACCAACCAGGCUACGCUGCGGGGCUCAGCCGCACCCCUGCGCCGCCAGCUGCUGGCCCUGCUGGUCCUGCCGCUGCUGCUGCCUUGGCUCUAGCCCUGCCCGCCAGCUGCCCAGCUCACUCCCCCAGCUUUGGCCUGGCACAGGUGCCCGUGGUCCCCACCAUGUCCACCUCCCCCUGGGCAUCCCUUGCAGGGCAUCAGCCUCUCCUGCAGCCCUCCAGAUGAAUUUAUAUUUAUAUUAAAAGACACUUUUACACUUCUUCU
This is a messenger RNA of Dryobates pubescens (Downy woodpecker), 741 nucleotides long. RefSeq names its product neuritin 1 like (gene NRN1L). Gene Ontology annotation, cellular component: plasma membrane. The coding region runs from base 80 to 571 and encodes 163 amino acids. Lineage: Eukaryota; Metazoa; Chordata; Aves; Piciformes; Picidae. Gene Ontology annotation, biological process: nervous system development; neuron projection extension. The transcript has 3 exons. The record is from RefSeq and is a predicted model, not a curated record.